GGCCGUAAGGCCGAUUCGACGAAUUCGGGAUCCAGUUAAAUGGGGGUCGGCUAUAAAAUAACUGACCAACGCUGUCGCCGACAUCAGUAAUAUAACUUCGCUCGAACAUGAAGGUCCUGGCUCUAUUCCUCCUUGUAGUAGCGGUAGUUUUGGCAGAGGACAAGUAUACGACAAAGUAUGACAAUAUCGACUUGGAUACAAUUUUGGCGAGUGACCGUUUGCUCAAAAACUAUGUAAAUUGCUUGCUGGAAAAGGGAAGUUGUACGCCCGAUGGCAAAGAACUUAAAGAAACCCUUCCGGACGCAUUGGCGACCGAGUGCAAUAAAUGCAGCGAGAAGCAAAAGAAGGGCACCGAGAAGGUCGUCCGGUAUCUAGUCAACAAGAAACCGGAAACUUGGGAACAACUUAAGAAGAAGUACGAUCCCACUGGCCAAUUCACAACCAAGUAUGUAGACGACGCGCACAAGCAGGGAAUAAAUGUGUGAAUAAUUUAGAUUCUCAUCUCGCCGAGUAGAACGUCGAGAAAUCUGUGUGUCCCCUCUUCUUCUCACACUCUGCACCCGAAUUAAAUAAAUUCGUUAGUUCUACGUCACAUACAACGUUUUCUCAACUGAAAUUCAGAAGCUAUGAAGAAACACAAUGUUGCCAGAGAUUAUGAUAAAUAAUAAACGAGUAAGUGAAAAAGGA
Messenger RNA from Wasmannia auropunctata (little fire ant), 687 nucleotides. It is a transcript of the gene EbpIII, whose product is annotated as ejaculatory bulb-specific protein 3. The coding region runs from base 108 to 485 and encodes 125 amino acids. The transcript is spliced from 4 exons. The record is from RefSeq and is a predicted model, not a curated record. Lineage: Eukaryota; Metazoa; Arthropoda; Insecta; Hymenoptera; Formicidae.